AUGGCGGCGUCUAUUGGCGCGAACGACUGGGCUUUAAUGGCGAACGCGGGAGGCAAUGUUUGGAAGAACACUUCUUCUAAACACCACCCGGGCAACUCGGCAACGCUACCUCAUCACGAGACAUUAACACGACAACUGCAACAGAACCAUAUCCACAGCCCCUACGUCGAGUGUGACGCUCCGCUUCCACCUGGCUCACCGCGUCACGCCAUUAAGGAUGAAGAGUCCCCCCUCCACUACCCCCAAGGAUACCAAACGACCCGAAGUUACAACCAUGACUUCAGGAAUCCACACGUCUUCAUGUCUCAGCACUCACCUGGCAGCCAAGAAAUGAUCUUCAGGAAACACUACAAGGACGAAAAUAGACGCAAGCACCACCAUCACCACGGAAGCCAGAACGUGAACCACACAUAUUCGGAGAUCGCUUCGCAGCAAGGCAGGAUAUACCGUCGCGGAUCCGAGGAGUUCCGCGUCAUCCAAGACGAUCCGGUUUACGAGGAAAUCGAACGAAACGAAACAAUGAUGUCAGAUAUGUCUGAUGAUAAUUCUGUCCCAGACUGCAGACAGAACCCGGGUCAUCACGGAUCGUCCGGAUCCAAGUUUUUUGGUGACCACCGCCCUCUCAUCUCUUAUAGUCCAGGCGAGAGGCACCACCACGAGCAAGAGCAUUACGCGAAGUACGGCAAAUGGGAUACAUUGGAGCGUUCCUACGACCCGAGACACGCGUACGAGAGCGGCAAACUGAUGCACCAGUACCACCAGCCCCCGGAGAACAUGAGGGCGCUGGCGGCGGUCCUCAACGGCGAGAACAACGUGGUGUGCCACCUGGAGCCCCACAACUCGUACGACGUCUACCCCCAGGGUGGCAACCCAAGAACUGUAUCGCAGCCCAGUUUUUAA
Molecule: messenger RNA, 900 nt
Organism: Leptosia nina
Lineage: Eukaryota; Metazoa; Arthropoda; Insecta; Lepidoptera; Pieridae
Source: the annotation of a GenBank genome assembly